AUGAUGAUGGGCGCUGGAAGUUGGAACCUAGCAUCAAAUGCACGAAAUCUAGGUUGUACAACAGCACUCCAAUACCUUCUGUUUUCAUUUUUAUUUGCUUCUGUCAUGUCAGGACGUGAAGCUUUGAUGGAUAACAAAGGAGAGUUUUUGCCGCACAUUCGACUAGCAAAAGACCUAACGGAUCCUCGUCGGUAUGACUCCAGGGUGCGCCCUACUGUUAAUCACUCCAUCCCUACCCAAGUGUCGUUUUCUAUGAGUUUAUAUCAAAUUCUAGCGAUUAAUGAAAAACAACAGAACGUUGACUUGAACGUUUGGGUCAUCCAAAAAUGGAGGGACGAUUUUCUUGGGUGGAAUCCUUACUUGUACGGAAUGAUUAACACUACUAUUUUACCAUACCAAGUCAUUUGGUUACCAGACACUUACUUAUACAACAGUGUCGUAAUGAACCGGGAAGAAACUGAGAGAUACAUUAAUGUAGUAGUAACAACCAAUUUCUGGAAAGGUGAAAGGGGAGCUGAAAUAAAAUUCAUGUACCCUGCAUUGUAUCGCACUAGUUGUUUAUUGGAUAUACGAUUCUUUCCUUAUGACCAACAGAUCUGUAAACUGACUAUAAGUUCAUGGACUUCGUCUAAGAGUGACAUUGAUUAUAUCGCUGAAUUCACCAGUGUCAAUCUCGAUAACUUCCUACCAAAUGAAGAAUGGGUUGUCAUAAGCUUUGAUAUUAACCGAGUGGAGCAAAAGUUCGUUUGUUGUCCGGAGCCUUGGGUCUUGUUGGAAGCUUCUUUGGUAGUCCGCCGUAAACCUCUGUAUUAUAUUGUGAAUCUCGUUAUCCCAACUUCUGUUAUAACGAUGGUCGCAGUCACUGGAUUUUUCACCGCAGCUUCCACAAGCUCAGAGAGGAGAGAGAAGUUAUCCUUGGGCAUAGAUUCUUUACUGGCUAUGUCUAUCUUGAUGAUGAUGGUAUCUGAACAAAUGCCUACAACUAGUGACUAUGUUCCCUUAUUCGGGUUGUUUUACUUAACAAUUAUUCUUCUAAUUUUUGUGGGAACUAUCUUUACCGCGUUCAUUCUGAACGUUCAUCUACAGAAAAUGUAUUCGAAGCCAGUUCCGCCUGCAGUGUCAUACUUUUUCUUCGCUAAAAUAGCGCGUUGGUUACGCAUGACUGCUCCAACAAUGCUUCUUGAACUAUGGGAUGAAACAGGUGUUAAGUUUGGUGAAGCAACAAAAAAGCGAAGAGUAGUAAAUCCUCCUGUCAAGCAAAAACGAUUACUACCAAGUGUUUCCAAAUGUGAACUUCUAACUAAAGAUACAUCUAAGUCAUCCAUCAGAUCUGCCACUGACAACAGCCAAAUUUCGUAUUUGAAAAAUCCUAAACCCGAAGAAACAUCGACAUCUAAAGCAAGAAAUAACUGGAGACGUUUGGCAGCUAAGGCCACAGGCAAAUAUCACGAAGACUCCUAUAAUGCAACAGAGAAAAGAAACGUACCUGAGCAAUUGAAGAUUGUUACCAGACCAUCGAUAGCCAGUGGAACUCUCACGGAGAGAGUAGCUCCGCCUAUUAUGCAUUGUGUGUCGGUUUUAUCUGCCACAGAAAACUCACUGUUGGAGUCGAAGUUGAAGAGAAGAUACGCUCUGGAAUGGGAAUUUCUGGCCACGGUACUCGAUCGACUACUACUAAUCAUAUUUUCCCUUCUCGUUUUCUUUGUUACUUUACUGAUGAUUGUGGUUGGAGAAGCGAUGCACUUGUCAUAUGAAAUUCAGAAUAAGUUGCAGCAGAGUCAAUUCGAAAGUUAA
Messenger RNA from Auanema sp. JU1783, 1794 nucleotides. The record is from the annotation of a GenBank genome assembly. Lineage: Eukaryota; Metazoa; Nematoda; Chromadorea; Rhabditida; Rhabditidae.